Molecule: messenger RNA, 2186 nt
Organism: Liolophura sinensis
Lineage: Eukaryota; Metazoa; Mollusca; Polyplacophora; Chitonida; Chitonidae
Exons: 5
Coding region: 278-1246 (322 amino acids)
Source: RefSeq, a predicted model, not a curated record
UAGGCUUAGAAUUUUGUGCAGGGGGAAGUCAAAGGACGCUAAUUUGGUCAUUGUUUGUAUCACGGACCUGAUUGUAGUUCACACAGAAGCACCUCAAGGCGAUGAUGUUGCGCAUUUUUAUGAAUUGCCACAGGCACUUUUGAAUGCGAAUGUGUGAAGACUACCAGGCGUCAAUGUAGUGAGAAGUGUGCAUGCUUUCCUAACAGUUAAUGUCUAACUCAUAGACGUCAAGUUGUAUACUUUGCAUGUAAUCCAGAUCGACACACUUCAGCUUAACAUGUCACAGCCAAUUUCAUUAACCUUACCAGCGUUGCCUAGGUAUUCUGGUGUUCCGAAACGCUAUGAGGAAACAAGGCCAGUCCUUAUUCAAGAUUUCUCACACAAAAGAAUAUUAGGUAGGUCUUUCGCCCUUGGUCAUGAAAUCCAUCGUAAGCUCCAUGAAGAAGCAGAAGAAGAAAAGCAAAAAGCAAUUCGUACCACAGAGGAGAUGGUGUGGCUGGAAGCCAAGGCUGUGGCUGAACAGGACUUACAGCGAGUCCUGGAAGAGGCCAAAUUAGAACAGGAUCGCGUGGUAAAAAAAAUCCAUGAAAGCGCAAGGUCAUGCAAUCAAGGAGCUGGAGAAGAAGAUGCUCAAGAAGCAUUGCGUGUGGAGAUGGCCAUGCAGAAGUCAGCCCUAGAACAGGUGCGCAUAGAGCGCGAGGAAGGUGCGAGGAGGAUGAAGGAAGUUCUAGCACAAAUGGAAGCUGAAAUUGUGCAGAAGCGGGAAGAGGCAGUAAAGGCUGCCAGGGAGGAAGAACAGAGGAUUGCAGCAAGGGAAAUAGCCAGAAUCACAAGAAUUCACAAUGAAGAACUGAAAAGGGUAAAAGACGAGGCGGAGGCAGUCUUAAAGGAGACAAAAGAGGAAAUUUCUGAAGUCCAAGAGAAAGCUGUUAAAGAAGCUGUUCAGGAGACAAUAAAGCAAGAGAAUUUGAAACACACGGCUGAUUUGGCUUCUGCUAUCGUCAGCUACGAUAUAGAAUUGGCCAAAAUGAGAAUUGAACUGGACAUACAGCUGAAUGAGAUCAACAGGUUACUGGCAAGAGUGGAGGAUAGAGAACGCGCCAAAGAACGAAUAAAGGAGGAACUGAAAAGAACCAGACAAUCGUUCCAGGAUUACAUCACACGUGUGGGAAAGUUUACAGAGGGCCACGCUGCCUUUAUGCUCAAUCCAAUGGUCGAAAGUGUUGUGGACUUGUCAGAGUCAUAAAAAUAGAAAAUAACAACCAUUGCCAAACACAAUUCCAGAUAAUGCCAACAUGAAUAGAUCUGUGGAUCUCAUUCAGCUACAUAUCCAAUGAGUGACGUAUGUUUGUAUGUCUGUCUUAAGUAUUUAUGUUCAAAAGAUUUUAUAACUUGUAUUUAUGUUUGCAAAUAGUUUCAAGGAAGAAGAAUUUGGAGGGGGGCGGGGAACAGCAGUAAGAGGGUGGGGAGACGUGGGGGAGAGUAGGGACACUGUUUGGGUUAAAGAAAGACCGUCAAUCAGAAAUAGUGUUAGCUAUUAGUGUUCUGAUUUAGACAGUCUCAGAUAAGUAGAUAAUACCAGGUUAUGUUUUUUUGUAAAUUACUUCAUGGUUCAGUCAUUUUGUUUGUUUUGUAUUUGUUUGUCCCAUAUGUACCAUCAGAACAUUUUGAUACGGAACAGUUUACAUUUAGACAACAGUUGGAUUGAUUUUCCCCACAUCCUUUUGUCACUGGUCUUGCCACCUGGAAUAAUGAAUUUUCUAUUUUUUUAAUCUUGAUCAAAUUCUACCAUAUUUUCAUAUACAUGUCCAUGUAUCCUCUUUUUGAUACAUGUUAUAUUGUGAUAGUACUAAUGAUUUUAUUAUGUUUAGUGUGAGUACCAUUAAAAAAAAUCAUGUAUAUUAACACUGAAAAACUGUUCUUAGUGCUUUGUUUCCUUUACAGUAAUAUUUACUGUAAUAUAUUGACUUCAUUUAAUUCACAGGCUUAAAUAGACAAAGGAUGCUGUUAUAAAUAUUUAUUACCAUUGCAAAUGUAAAUGUUUUAAUAUUUUGUAUCCCACAUUUCAGUGAAAGCAAGAGAAUAAUUCUGGUCUAUCUGCAACAGCUGGGUUUCUGUGCAAAUUACGUUGUCAAAUAUUGUUUAGUGGUGAUUAAAUUCUGCCAGCAUAUCAAUUUUUGGAACCU